AUGCCAGACACAGUGGACCCUUCUGGACUGGUUGAGAGAGUGCAAGAACUCACUGACCUCGAGCUUGCAAUGCUUCUGAGCCUUGUGGCUGGUCAGCAUUGUAUCGUAGCAGCAGAGCAAGAUGACUUGGACUCACUGGAGCAGGAACUUCAGCUUAUCGCUUCCAAUGUCUUUGCCUUAUAUCAUACUGUGCUUCAUUGCAACCAUUCAACCACCCUGGAAGACUUCAGGGAUGGUAUCCUUAUUGACAGCAAACCCAGUGACUGGUUAGACAAUGGGGAACUGGGAACAAGCAUGGAUUCAGACCAGUCGUCGCGAAGGCAUUAUGGGCCGGCAAAACGCCGCUCUGCGAGUCCGAUACAACCAAUCCGCACAAAGCAAAAUGAGAGGCAACAAGAUGAUCGAAGUAUCGCCAACGUUGUCCUGAUCACGGGCCUAUCUUUAGCGAGCGAAGAUAUACAAAUUCAAGCUCUGGAACUCUUGCGCACCAAACGCAUAUUCACCCAUACCGCUAUUCAUACAGCACCAAAGACGUUUCUUCUUGUCCUGGUCACCUCGAGUUCAGAGCCUCGUCUCAACCAUCAUCUGCGCGACCACAUCUUCAUAUCGCAUUACCAUAGUCAAGAAGACGGAUUUGCCAACCUAGAAGAAGCCUCUGAGUGGAUAGAAGACGAUCACGCCUCCGUCUCUUCCGUCAUCCAUCGAUCCAGUGCUCAGUACUCAUCAGACAUAGUACCGCCGCACAGUUUCACGCAACAAGAGAUCAGACAAUUAGCCGAAGUGAGCGAGGAUAUCAACUUGACGGCCGAAAUCAAGGCGUAUCAGCAAAAUAUUAUCACAUUCCUUCGAUUGCAUCGAGCGGUUGGUAGCGGGGUAUCGCCUAGAGCAACUCAGCACCUCACCAAUCUUGUCCAGUAUCUUGCUAUCAUACACGGUCAAUCAUACGUGUCCCCGUCUCUAGUUGCACUUGCUAUACGCAAGAUCUACCCCCAUCGCGUCACAAUAAUUGGGCCCGAAGCCGAACGAAGCAUUCAAUACGGGAGCGAUUUUCAAGCGGCGUCUGCUGUUCUCAAGGGAUAUGAUCCAUCGCAAGUGAUCGAAGAAGUCCUAGCAUCGGUAGAUACACCGAUUUAA
Messenger RNA from Letharia columbiana, 1134 nucleotides. RefSeq lists its product as uncharacterized. NCBI's taxonomy places the organism in Eukaryota, Fungi, Ascomycota, Lecanoromycetes, Lecanorales, Parmeliaceae. Bases 1 to 1134 code for a protein of 377 amino acids. The record is from RefSeq and is a predicted model, not a curated record. The transcript is spliced from 6 exons.